AUGCCGAAGGAAAAAGCUUCCCGCAAAACUAAGGCUCGCAGUAUCGAAAAGAAGAAGAAAGACCCCAAUGCUCCCAAGCGUGGUCUCUCCGCCUACAUGUUCUUCGCCAACGAGCAGCGCGAAAACGUCCGAGAGGAAAACCCCGGUAUCUCUUUCGGCCAAGUUGGUAAAGUCCUCGGAGAGAGAUGGAAGGCCUUGAACGAGAAGCAGCGUGCGCCCUACGAGGCUAAAGCUGCUGCCGACAAGAAGCGUUACGAGGACGAGAAGGCGAGCUACAAUGCACAGGAUGAGGAUGACGAGUCUUCCUGA
Molecule: messenger RNA, 309 nt
Organism: Histoplasma mississippiense
Lineage: Eukaryota; Fungi; Ascomycota; Eurotiomycetes; Onygenales; Ajellomycetaceae
Product: nucleosome binding protein
Exons: 4
Coding region: 1-309 (102 amino acids)
Source: RefSeq, a predicted model, not a curated record